CCCCAAAAAAAAAAGAAGAAGAAAAAGGCUAGGUACCGUAAUGGUUUGUUUUCCGACGUUCUUCUCAGAAGUUUUCGUUAGAAAAGAGAAAAUAGUCUCCAGGAGCACCACUCCUCUAACCUUUCUACUCCCACCAACAACUCGACCUACGUCCGUCCCUCCGAUCAGAUUCACACGCUUCGCCAAAUGGAAGUAGAACCCUCACGUCGCCUCAAAUUCGGCACCAGUAUUCACAUAACGGCCAUCGACGGCAUCGUCAACGUAAACUCCCUCUUCACCCUCGGAGUCUUCAUCGGCUUCGCCUGGAACCCCACAGACCAAAAUAACAACCUCGUCGACGACCCCAACUGCAUCGCCGGCCGUCAAGUUGCAGAAAACCUUGUCUCCUUUCAUGUCUACUCCUUCAGCUCUUUUCUCUUUUCGAGCAUCAUCGCUUUGGCUCUCAAACAAGCCAUCAGGAUUGCAAAGAACAAUGGAGGAUCGUUCAUGCUUCAUGAUGCUAUGUUGGCUAGGAUUAAUAAAACGGCGUUAAGGGUUGGGAUCCUUGUUUCUGCUGUUGGAUCUGUGUCUGGGUGUCUGUUCUUGAUGCUUGCUUUGGUGAAUGUAGUUCAGAUCAAGCUUGGGACUUUGUCUUGUCGGAGUGUAAAUAGUUAUGGAGCUAUUGUGCCUCUUGUUAUCUUGGUUCCUUCUGGGCUUCUCAUCUAUGUCGGCAGCGUGUUGUACGCCUUGACCCGUUAGGUUUCUACUUUUCUUGCCCCGUAUUGUCUCUAUUUUCAAGAGGGGAAAACAGGUUUUUCAGGUGCUUGUAUGGAUUAAAAAUUGUAACAAGAUGAGCUUCCAUGUUCCUUGACCCUUUUAAACUUCAAUUAUGAUGGGUUUAGUGCACGAGUUCUUAAAUUACGUGGAUGCAAGAAAUUGUUGCUUGAUAA
This is a messenger RNA of Macadamia integrifolia, 929 nucleotides long. RefSeq lists its product as uncharacterized. Bases 187 to 738 code for a protein of 183 amino acids. The record is from RefSeq and is a predicted model, not a curated record. The transcript has a single exon. Lineage: Eukaryota; Viridiplantae; Streptophyta; Magnoliopsida; Proteales; Proteaceae.